Epithele typhae is the source of this 762-nucleotide messenger RNA. RefSeq lists its product as uncharacterized. The transcript has 3 exons. Bases 1 to 762 code for a protein of 253 amino acids. Gene Ontology annotation, molecular function: protein binding. The record is from RefSeq and is a predicted model, not a curated record. NCBI's taxonomy places the organism in Eukaryota, Fungi, Basidiomycota, Agaricomycetes, Polyporales, Epitheliaceae.
AUGAAGCAGCCUGGAACUCCAGGUCCGCGCGCCCGAGUGCCAGCCCUCCGUGGAUCGACGAGCACCCUUUCGCUUCCCUUGAACAAGCCUCAAGCGUCGGACGCCCCGCGGCAUCCGCAUUUCUACAAGACCGAAGGCAUGGUCGUGCUGAAGGUCGAGGGCUCCCUCUAUCGCGUGCACAAGUACCUGCUCGAGCAGCAGUCCGAGUUCUUCCGGCAGAUCAUCUGUGAAGAUCGCGACGCGAUGGGACACACCGACGACCAUCCCCUCCCCCUGCCCGAGACGAUCACUCAACAGGCCUUCGACUGCCUCCUCAACUUCCUCUACUCAGGGAUCUACGACCCCCAGAGCAUCGCGAUCCCCGACUGGGUCAUCCUCCUCCGGAUCGCGACGCGCCUGCAGUUCCCGAAGGUGCGCGCGUACGCCGUGCGCGAGCUGAGCGCGCGCCGGUGCGCGCUCUCGCCCGUAGACGCGCUCGUUCUCGCGAAGGAGCACGACAUCCCCGCGUGGUGCGCGCCCGCGUACGCCGACCUCGUCCGCCGCACGGCGCCGCUAAGCGAGGACGAGGCGGAGCGCCUCGGGGCGCGCGCGGCCGUGCGCGUCGCACGCGCGAGAGAGGUGCUCCGUGCGGAGGAGUUCGCCCAGCACCAGCACCGGCAGUUCGGAGCGCGGUACGCGCCGCCGGAGACGCGCGAUGAGCAACUUGUCACGCGCACAGUGAGCGAGGUGUUCCAGCUGCCGGCGUCGCAGGUGUGCGCGUGA